Molecule: messenger RNA, 1131 nt
Organism: Chroicocephalus ridibundus (black-headed gull)
Lineage: Eukaryota; Metazoa; Chordata; Aves; Charadriiformes; Laridae
Gene: PIGL
Product: phosphatidylinositol glycan anchor biosynthesis class L
Exons: 9
Coding region: 74-1063 (329 amino acids)
Biological process (GO): GPI anchor biosynthetic process
Cellular component (GO): endoplasmic reticulum
Molecular function (GO): N-acetylglucosaminylphosphatidylinositol deacetylase activity
Source: RefSeq, a predicted model, not a curated record
GGACCCUUUCGUGCCCCGGAACCUUCCUGCCGCCCCUCCCGUAUCCGGCCGGAGCCGCGCGGCGCCGGUCGCCAUGGCAGCGGGGCCGUGGGGCUGGGGGCUGGCAGCGCUCGCACUGCUGCUCGCGCUGCUGCUCGGCGGCGCGCGCCGCCUGCGGCGCCGUUACGCGGCGGCGGGGGCUCGCGCCGCCCUGAGGGGGAGGGCGGGCGGCGUCCGCGCGCUGCUGGUGACGGCGCACCCUGAUGACGAAGCGAUGUUCUUCGCCCCCACGGUGCUGGGCCUGGGCAAGGCCGGCGCCCGCCCUGCCGUCCUCUGCUGCUCCCCAGGAAAUUAUUACCAUCAAGGAGAGAUUCGUAAGAAAGAACUGGAACAGAGUUGUUUUCUUCUGGGGAUUCCUGCUUCCGAUAUAACAGUCAUUGAUCACAGGCGUGAAACCUUUGUCAGUCAGAUGUUACUGUCCUUGCUGUCUGGGGAGUCAGCAAGGCUGGAGGAGUGUUGGGAGGUAGCGCCUCUGCUCUCUGCAGCGAACAGCUGGAUCAGUUCAGAUCCAAACCCAAGCCUCUGUGUGAGAAGGCCGUGUAGUCACUUUUCUGCUAAACCACCUCACAGCAAUUAUCAGACUAUCAGAGGACAGCAAAGGGAUCUUCCGGAUAAUCCUGCUGUUGAAUGGGACACACAGCUCCUCGCUGCCUUUGUGCUAAAGCAUAUAGAAACCAAUAGCAUCAACCUGGUGGUAACCUUUGAUGCGGGAGGAGUGAGUGGUCAUGCCAACCACAUUUCUCUUUACACUGCUUUAAGGUACCUGCAUUCAAAGCGGAAGUUACCUGAAGGGUGCCGUGUGCUCGUGCUUGAAUCAGUAAAUCUCUUCCGGAAGUACACCUCCGUCCUGGAUGUACUCCUUUCCUGCCUCCUGCCCAGAGAUGCACUCUUCGUACUCACAGAGGAGGAGACUGAACAAGCCAGGAAAGCCAUGCGGUGUCAUCACAGCCAGCUUCUCUGGUUUCGCCACAUCUAUAUGCGUUUCUCACGUUAUAUGAUGAUCAAUUCACUCCGCCUUCUGUAAAAGAGAUGCUGCUCAACUUCAGGAGUAAAAGAAUGAAUAAAAGACCACGUCAGGCCAUGGACUAAAGA